AUAAGUAAAACCGAUACGUCAGUGUACUUCGAGGUGCACGCGAUCUGCGUAAGAGCAGAGGGGGCUACAGGGUAGCGUGCAUUGUUGUAGCGCGCAGUUGUCCGCCAUUGCUAGGGAGUUAACUUCGGUACUAGGCUAGGCGAGGAUCUCGGAGCUCGUCGCGUGCCCCCUCCCCCUUUUGUCGUGGAAAAAACUAUUUAGUGAUUUCGUGUUACGAUUUUGGGUAUUUUGAGAUCCGGGCGAUUUCCAAUCGGCUUCGCGUUCGGAGGUGAUGGAGAAGAAGAGGCACUCGACUAUGAUUACGACUCCAGAAACCGUGUACGACGUGAAACCGUUGCACACGAAUUUCCUGACGCCGUCAGGACAGCGUCUUACCCCCACAGGGAAAAUCAGCCAUGCUAAAACACGAGUCUACACGCAGAGAUAUCGAAAAGAAUGGGAACAGAUGCCCGAUUUUAAAGGAUGGUUGACAUCCGUGCCUUUUCAACCAACUCGUGCUUAUUGCUUGUAUUGCAAGAAAAACCUGCAUGCCCAUCGACUUUCUUUACUGAAGCACACAUGUACAAUGAAACAUCAGCGUGCAGCUUUAUUGCACGAGGUAGAAGAAAAGAAGAAGGCUCUUGCCCAAAAGUUGAAGGGAGAGGAGGAAGUUGAAGUGGAGAUUGGUGAAAUUGAAGCAUCUGAAUAUGUGCAAGCGGAAGUAGAAGAGAACGACGAAGAAGUAGAGUAUGUUGUUGAGAGAUUAGAAACAGACGAUGAACUAGAUGAAUCACAAAUCAAAGAUCCAAAUGAAGAUGUUAGUGGCGAAGCUAAGAAAGAAGAAGAAGAGGAAGAGGAUGAAGAUAUACAAAUGUCUAUGGAUGAUGAAGAAGUUAAAUAUUCUAUGAAAAAAAUCAAACUAGAGAGAGCACAUAACUCUGAAGACCCUUUGGCAGAAGCAAUGGAUCAUAUGCAGAGUGAGUACUUGGAAGAAACAGAGAAUCAAGAGGGUGUACACAUGGAUAUGGCGGUAGAAUCUGAAGAUCAAAGCAAUCCCGAAAUUCAAGUUAUGUCAGUCAUUCAUGAUGGGGAAGACCCUGACAAAGAAUCGCAGAAGGAGUCGCAUGAAAAUGGAAAAGCGAUACGGAGAACUGAGAAUAGAAUGGAUAGAAAAUCUACAAAAGUAUUGCAAGACGAGAAACAACAAGGAGAUUCCGGAGUAGUUAUGACAUGCCCGUUGCCUAUUCUAGGUACAGCUUAUCAAAUAAAUUCCUCAGUUGCAUCUCCCUCUAAUGCGAUAGGAGUUCUACAACCCGUAAAUACGAUUCCGAUCGCACCUGCACAGAGUAAAACGAUUACUCUAACGUCGGGUGGCAAGACUCUAACUUUGACAGGUGGUACAUUCCAACCUGGCACUCAGUAUGUUCUGAGUAAGUUCAAGACAAAACUUUCUACAUUGGUAAUGGCUGACCGGAAAACUGCAAUUGCAGCUAAUGAAGAGGAAGAUGCUUCCAAAGGCGUUUCCAUAAGCAAGGACCAACAGAUGGCUGUGGCGAGUACCAGUUACCAAAGUCUAAAGAAACAUGUUCUUGUAAAGACAGUUAAAUCUCCAGCUUCGAAAAAGCCUCGUAUUUCUACGCACGUUGUGGAUACCAGUAAAGGUCUACCAGUUGGAGGAUUACAAGUCAGUUUAUACAAACUUAUGGAUGGUCGAUGGACAUUUCUAAACGAAAGCAAUACUACACCAAACGGUCGAUGCGUUGACUUGGUAGAUAACAUGAAAGUUAACUUUACCACUGGACGUUACAAGAUUCAUUUCGAUGUUGACAAGUACUUCACACUACGGAGAAUAGAAACCAUGUAUCCGUUCAUUGAAAUCGUUUUCGAUGUAAAGGAUCCUGCUGGACACUAUCACAUACCAGUUUUGUUGAGCCCAUUCGGUUAUUCCACUUACCGUGGUUCCGAAAGAUGAAUGCUAAUGAUAAUUCAAUGUUUGAUUAAUAUUCUAAGGCGCGAAUGCUGUGUUAUAAAAAUAUCAAAU
Messenger RNA from Dufourea novaeangliae, 2020 nucleotides. RefSeq lists its product as uncharacterized. Gene Ontology annotation, molecular function: hydroxyisourate hydrolase activity. The transcript has 7 exons. Lineage: Eukaryota; Metazoa; Arthropoda; Insecta; Hymenoptera; Halictidae. Gene Ontology annotation, biological process: purine nucleobase metabolic process. The record is from RefSeq and is a predicted model, not a curated record. Bases 272 to 1951 code for a protein of 559 amino acids.